Molecule: messenger RNA, 1328 nt
Organism: Neopelma chrysocephalum (saffron-crested tyrant-manakin)
Lineage: Eukaryota; Metazoa; Chordata; Aves; Passeriformes; Pipridae
Gene: PROCR
Product: protein C receptor
Exons: 4
Coding region: 30-701 (223 amino acids)
Biological process (GO): negative regulation of coagulation
Molecular function (GO): signaling receptor activity
Source: RefSeq, a predicted model, not a curated record
CCGUCCCCAUCCCCGCACCCGUUCCCGCGAUGCUGCGGCUGCUGCUGCUCUGCGGGGCCCUGGGCUGCGGGGCGGAGCAGGCGGCCCCGCUCACCUUCACCAUGGUGCACCACACCCGCGUCUUCGAAGGCAAUUCCCUCUUCUGGGGGAACGCCAGCCUGGACGGGCGGCUCAGCCACGUGCUGGAGGGGCACAGUGUCACCCAGGUGCUGCCGCUGGAGCCGCCCGACGCCUGGGCCCGGCGGCAGAAGGACGUGACCACCUACCUCAGCAACUUCAGCAACCUGGUGAAGCUCUUCAACAAGGAGAGACCCAUGGACUACACCCAGAGGCUCUGCUGCCACCUCGGCUGCCGCCUCUUCCCCAACGGCACAUCCCAGAGCUUCUACGAGGUGACCCUCAACGGGACGGCCUUCCUGAGCUUCCAUGUCCCCAACGCCACCUGGCAGCGGCGCUGGCCCGGCCAGCACCUGGUGGCCACCUUUGCCAAGACGGAGCUGAUGAAGUACCCCAUAACCACGCAGCACCUGCAGCACUUCCUCAACACCACCUGUGUCAGCAUCCUGCGGGCUCAGAGCGCCGCGACAGGAAAACUCAGCGGGCGGUCACGCGCUCCGCUGGUGCUGGGGCUGAUCCUGGGGACCCUCUGCUUGCUGGGCAUGGCCGUGGGGAUCUUCUGGUGCACGGGAGGGAGCUGCUAACGGAGCUGGCAGCUGUCCUGCAUCACCCCAUGGACACAGAGGAUGGACCCAUCAUCUCCCUGUGGAUCCAUCUCUCCCUGUGGAGGCAGAGAAUGGACCCAUCACCUCCCCAUGGAUCCAUCAUCACCCUGUGGAGGCAGGGGACAGACCCAUCACCUCCCCAUGGACAUGGCAAGGGAUGGAUCCAUCAUCUUCCCAUGGAUCCAGCAUCUCCCCAUGGAUCCAUCAUCACCCUGGGGAGGCAGGGGCUGGAUCCAUCAUCACUCCGUGAAUAAGUUGACCAAGCUGCUCCCUCACAAGGGAUGCACGUCCCCAGUGCCACGGGCUUUGCUCCCAAGGGGCACCAAUGGCUUCCCUGCCCUGUCCCAGCUGGACUGACCCCCCCAGCAGCCCUUGCCCUGGGGAUGCUCCCCACGCUGGGCUGGCACAAUGUACUGAGACUCCACAGAAACACGCUUGGCACGGAUGGAAAAAUGGGGAAGAGGGGGGUGGUGGGAAAACCAGCAGGAGAAACAGCAAGGAAUGGUUAAAAGGAUGGAGUUAAACCCUCAUCUAUCCCUGUUCCAGAGGGGUGGAGGGAGGAUGUCACACCUUGUGUAAUAAAAGCACCCAUCAGCUCCCACCACA